Messenger RNA from Octopus sinensis (East Asian common octopus), 2178 nucleotides. RefSeq lists its product as uncharacterized. The transcript is spliced from 12 exons. Lineage: Eukaryota; Metazoa; Mollusca; Cephalopoda; Octopoda; Octopodidae. The record is from RefSeq and is a predicted model, not a curated record. The coding region runs from base 127 to 1095 and encodes 322 amino acids.
UUUAUCCACAGCAAAAGAGAUACGGUGAUCGGAAUCAGUUCUAAAGACACGUUCAGCAGUAAACGGCCUUAUCAUCUAUCAUUCUGUGUCUUAGCCUUUCUUUAUAGCGAUAAGAAAAGCAACAAAAUGUUUCUUGAAGGAAUGUUUGUAUUAACAGUUGUUGCUGGUUGCUAUGCAGAAUGUAACUCGUCCAAGUGUUCUCAAAUCUUAAAAUCAUUCGAGUAUCUUUCUUGCGUGGAUUAUAAUGCUUGUCUGCUGAAUAAAAACGAAGGUGCAUGCACGACUACGGAACGAGAUACACUGAUGCCAACUAACUGCCGUUGUUAUGUGGUAUGCAAUGAACAGUUCCGAAAUACUCUCAGCAGUCGACAAGCCCAUUUUUGCUAUUAUCGCGGAGAACUCGAAAAAUGCAUGCGUUCAAAUCCAUUCUGUCUCGGUGUAUCCACUUACUUACUCAAUGAUUUUGAAGCCAAAUGUCCGUGUAAAGUUGAGAACUGUUUAAGUUCGCGAUCUGAAAUUCAUCCAAGGAACCUCAGUUGCACCAAAUCCUUGAGUUGCUUAUCAGGGGGACCGGUAGCAAAUGAAUAUGCAGGUUGUGCAUCUGCUAAAGCAGUACGGAAAGUGAUGGAAGAGAAGAAUUAUCAAAUAACCAAUCCAAAAGGGACCUGGAUAUUGAACAAAGAAUGCCGUUGUGUAAAUAUUUGUGCUAAAGAACAGCUUGAAUACUGGCCAACCUGUGGGCCUGCUCAAAGACUUGCACAAUGUUACGUAAACGCCGGAUGCUCCAUUGAUGAUAUCAAACCUAAUUUAGUUUUAUGCGCUUGUGAAGAAGUUUGCAGAACUGAGAUCUCGGCCAUUGUUUCAGCAGCAAAUGCCUCCAUUGAUUUAUUGUGCAAUAAUUAUCGCAAGUAUGGCGACUGUCUGAAAAGGUAUGGUUGCACAAAACGAGACUUGAGGUUGACGAAUAUCAAGAGACUGGAUGAAUGUCCCUGUUUCGAAUACUGUGAUUCUGGUUCCAGAUUAGCAGGGUUUUUAAGUCAACCAUUUUUUCUCGUAUUCUUCCUACUAACUGUUUAUAUCCUACCAAUAUAUUAAUGUUUAUUAAUGUUCAUCUAACAGCAUAUAAAUUUAUCUAUUUUCUUUUAAAUAACUAAUACAAUAAGUAAAUUGAUCAUGCUUAAUCAAUCUAAAUCAAUGGUUCCUAAUCUUGAAAUACAGAUGCAACUCUUAUUUAGAUAAGUUAAAAAUGCAUAAAAAUAUAACAAAUAAAUACGUUUGCGGAAAACAAAAGCAAUCUGCAGUUUUGUUUGAUCUGCGAAGAGAAUUGCAUCGGCUCUCGUUGAUCGACAUUGAAUAUUGCGAUAUUCGUGGUGUAUGUAUAAUUGUUUUAUCCCAUUACGAGUAUCAUAAAAUAUCAGUUCAGUUUUAAGAAGAAGCUUUGAUUUAUUAUUUACUAGCCAUCUACUAUCAUUUAAAUCAUCAUAUAUAUAAUUAUAUAUGCAAUCCAUCGUAUAAAUGUAGAUUGAUAAACAAUGCAUAUCAAUUUGAUUUCCAGUAAAAGAAACUUGUGCAUUAAUUUUCUCUGAUCUGAUUUAACACGAUUUUCUCGAUAUUUUUGAAUAAUAUGAAAAGCCAUGUUAUAAACUUCGUGCCCUUUAACAGGUAGAUAACCCCGUUCAUUAAGUGAAUUUGUAUUAAAUAAGAAUCGAAAUGAAAGUUACGCCUCAAAACCAUUUUUCAUGCUUACCGAACAGUAAACCCAGUAAAACUAUUCAUUGUUUUAUCGUAAGAGAACCUUCUGUUAUGACCAGGUUGUGAUUCUUUAUUUAGACUUAUUUUCACUGAUAUCACACGUGGGAAUUUAUCUCAGUACCUUCAUUUUUAAAUUCCCCUAAAAUGUAAAGAUUUCUAUGUGGUCAGUAGAAAUUCAGGAUUAAGAUGUAUGGUAGCAAGCGUUAUAGAGAAGUAAAUACCCAGUAAGACGAGUCUCAGGCGUAUUUUUUCAUUAAUCUUUUAUGCCUUAUAUUUCUAUUCUGCUUUUGAAAAGAAGAAUGAGCAUCAUAUGCUGCUACAUUUUCAGUUAGAACCUUUUAUGAAUGUAUAAAUUAAAGAUUUCCUUAUAACUGGUAUAAUUUUAUAAAAGUGUUAUUAAAUCUGGUUUAUUUAAUAAAAUUGCCA